Molecule: messenger RNA, 6485 nt
Organism: Aedes aegypti (yellow fever mosquito)
Lineage: Eukaryota; Metazoa; Arthropoda; Insecta; Diptera; Culicidae
Gene: srl
Product: serine/arginine repetitive matrix protein 2
Exons: 7
Coding region: 1060-5463 (1467 amino acids)
Biological process (GO): positive regulation of transcription by RNA polymerase II
Cellular component (GO): nucleus
Molecular function (GO): RNA binding; transcription factor binding
Source: RefSeq, a predicted model, not a curated record
AGUCGCUUUCAAAGUUCGAGCAGCCGUUUUGCAGUCGCUCCUGUCAUUAGAUAACUUUUCCAUGUGAUUAUCGGUCCAUCGGACUUGCGGUGUUCUCUACUUCGGCGCGCACAGUUUUUCACCCCCAAAUCGGCACCAAUAAUGUGAAAUUCGGUUCUAAUCGCGUUUCCGCAUGUGAAUUGAUUGUUCCGCCAGUGAAUAGCAGUAAAAUCCAGAACCCCGCGGUUGAUUGUGCAGUGACAAUUUCCGAAAGCCGAAAAUAGCCAUCUCGGGAAAUAUUUUCACGUGAAGAAAACGAUCUGCUGCUGCCUCUAGUUAGUGGUCGUCGCCUCCUUUGCUGGGUGUGUGUGGGGGGAUAAGGCAGAGAGCAGCACACAGAAGGAGGAAGAAAAAGAGGAGCGAUCAAACAGAGAGUGAAAUAUCAGCAACAGUCGCGUGUUUCUUCGGAGAAGGGAAUAAGAAUUUUAAAGGUGUGGAAUAUUGGAAAAUUUGGCCGAUUUUGGAUGGUAAUCCGAUGUGAAGAUUGCGCGGAAUGGAAGUUCCCCGAGUGUAACUUGGAAUCGAUCCUUCGAGUGCUGAUGGAGAACAGUAGGCAGUGAAUGGUAUGUGUUGGUUGCCUAGGGCAGAGGGAAAAUAUUCAAAAUGUCAACAACGUGGUGCGGAAAUAAAGUGGAAAAUCAGCCGAAUUUGCGUUCAGUUGUCGAGAUUUGAAGUGAUUUCCUAUUGUUUUGUAUGAGAGGUUGGUGAUGCGAUAUUGCUAUUGCAUUUUGAUGUUCUGACUCGCCUGGAAUCAGAAGGAUUCCGGAAGACAACGUGGGCGAUUUGGAGCUGCCAUAAGGAUUGUAAACAAAACACGAGGCCUCUUCCAGUCUGCAAGUAGUGACCUGGGUGAGACAGUACUGGUAGUCUCCAACCAAUCGCGCCCAAUACCACGACGAAAUCUCGGUUCUGGGGAAGCGAAAUCUUCCAGAACCGAGAUAAUCCUCCAGCCCCGUCAGUGCACAACCCCAACAGAGAACCGGAGGCGCAGUGUAUAGACCUAGCUCAAUAGUAAAAGUCAUGGAGUCUAGAAUAUUGAAUGCAGCUGCUGCGAGGGCAGCUCCCACCUCAGCACAUUUUAUCGGAAGCAAUAGGAAUCACGCCUUUGCCGGUGGUUACCAGCAGUUCACUAGCGAAAAAACCAUUCGUAGCCUGCAGUACACCAUACCGGCUGUUGGGCACCACUAUGGUAAUGCGUUCGCUCCCGAUGGCGAGGACGACGAUGACGAUGAAGACGGUUUAGGUCCCGUUACCCUAGGCACGUAUAGUCAAUCAAUGAAUGUAGCCAGCACCACCGAUGGGGAAUGCUAUGAUGAAGAGGAGGAAGAAAUGGAUGAGGACGUCGAAAUGUCGCCAGCUAUCGAGGUGAUCUCGAUCGAUCCGAACUGUGACUAUGAUACCGAUGAAGAAGAGGAGCAAGAAAUCGAAGAAACGAUAGUAGAAGAACACCCACCUGUACCGUAUCAAGAAGUUAUUACCAAUGACGUUCCCAUUGCGGAACAAGCUCCAAGUAUAGGGGAACAAAUUGUAGAACAAACAGUAAUUGUACAGGAAACAGUGCUUGAAAAUGUGCGCGCUCAAGUAGAGUUAGAAGGAGAUGUGAUAGAAGGUUUGGAAAGUGAUGACAUAGAGCCAGAGUUGGAGAACAUUCAUCGCGAUUCUGAUGAGGAAGGUUCCGAUAGUGAUAGCAGUAGCGAUAGUAAUAGUAGUAGCGACAGCAGCAGUGAUAGCGACAGCAGCAAAAAUAGUCAUAGCAGAAGCAAAAGCAGUUCAUCCAGCUCGUGUAGCAGUAGUAGGUCCACGUCCACUGCAUCCAGUCAUCCGAGUGACUUUGUUCAUGGAUCUGAUGAGGAGGAUGAAAAGUCAGUGCAGCGGGAAAAUUUAGCAAAGGUUAUAGAACGCCGCAAAUUGAUGGCGAUAGAACGUCGCAAACGCACGACUAGUAUAAACAGAAAAUCGUUUUCGCUGCCACACUCACCGGUAGGUGGUGCCAGUGGUGGCGUACUGCAUGACAUGACAAGUUUAAGCUUCGAGGAUCUGGAUGUAUCGGCCAUAGUAAAUGACCUGAGCCCUUUGAAGGUGCCGAUACGUGCCAGUGAAUCUGAUGAUAAAUUGGUGCAGGAGCUAGCAGAGAACAAUUUCGAUCUUGCUGCCUACAUUACAGAGGAUGAUUUUGUGACAACUGACUCGGAGAAACGGGAAGCACAAAAUCAAAAACCAAAACUUUCCCCGGUGAAAAAGGCUCCCAAAUCUCGCGGGAAGCAAUUAAAAAUGCUAAGAGAACUGAUGAUUUCACCAAAGUCAGACAGCCAUGAAGCCGGGUUUUCAAAGAGGACCUGCACAAACAAAGCGAAACGGAUAGUAGAGGACAGCGGUUCAGAUUCCGAUGAAUCCGAGUCCGAAAACGACACCAGAACAUGCGUUAAGAUUUUCGGAAUUGAAAGAAUGAUCGGCAAACCAAAGCGAAAAGACGACGACACAAAAGCGGAUCCCACGUGGAAUCCCAACGGAACGGUAACUGCCAAGCAGACACCAAAACUUGCUCAGACCCAGAAAUCUAUUGCACCGCCAUUAAUUGCACCAGUACAACAGUCAAUCAAACGCGAAGUUAGUGAUACAAAGCCCCAGGCGGCACCAGUCAAAACCAGUGAAUCCACAAAAUCUGUAAAUAAUACGAACAACAAAAAUAAAUUGCUUAGCGCUGGAUCGCAAUUAGCACGUAACAAAAUGCUUUCACUGAUGGCUAAAAACAAACUACCAAUGCAAGCAGCUAAACAGCAUUCAAAGUCAACCGGAAGUGUCAGUAACAGUAGUAGUAACAGUAAUCAGAAUAAGUCAUCCGAACCACCAAAAAAGAAACCGCCGGCCGUGAACAAUAACGUGAAACUUGAUCACGAUUACUGCUCCCCGAAAAAAGGUUCCAGUCAAAAUCCGCUAGCCUCGGUGCCGCAGCGGAAAGCGAUAGAAAUUCCAUUCUUAUUACCUACUUUGGAUCAGCUCCGGCAGAAGAAAAAGCUCUCGAAAAAUAAGCAACGGCUUGAAGCCACCAGUAAGAAAGCCAAAACGACCGGUGGCGACUGUGAUAAGAAGGAUAAGGAACCCAGUCAAUGUAGUAGCGAACAGCGGACCAGCAGUGAAACCAAAAGCAUUGUUACUCCGGUUAUAAAACAAGAAGUUUCGAUUAAGGAAGAACCGAAAGAACGGAUAGAAACAAAUGCAAAUAGACUGAUCCCUGCCCAAACGCAACCGACGAAACAAGUCUCCUUACUGAAAGUUAAUCAAAACAAACCAAACGGUGUGCAAACGUCCCCAACGGCCGCGUGCAACAUCAAAGAAGAACCGUCUGACGAGAAACCCAAGGCUGAACCAAUCAAUGCAACCAGUAGCAGUAGCAACGAAUCUAUUGUUAAAGUUAAGAAGAAACUAAACCUUCAGGAAUACAAAAAACGUCGUGAGCACCCGGGUGAUGAUGGAACCGUGCAGGUGAUGGUUACGGAAAGUUGUAGUAAAAGCAGCAUCACCAGCACAUCGACCGUCAGUGAAUGCAGCAGUAGGGAAGAGCUAGACAAUGCACCGAUUGCGACGCAGCUGGAGCCAACGAAACAAUCGAAAUGUAAAACUCCUUUGGAUCCCAUUUCAGCGGCGAAGCUCAAAGCUCUACGUAUGCAACAGCUCAAGAAAGAAGCUGCUAUCAAGUCAACGGAAGCCAAAAUCAUCCCGAAAACUGUCCCGCAAAUUGUACCCCUAGUUGAGAUAACAUCGAUCAAAUUUGAUGAACACGGGAACCCUAUGCCGUACGACAAAAACGCCGAAAAGGAUGCCAACGAACUGAAACUGCACAAGGAUUACGAAGAACUUAUAAUAGUUUCAAUGGGUUGUAACACAGACGUUAGCAUCAACCCACGUGAACCGAAUAAGGAAAUGGUCAAAACGGAACAAAAGGACAAAAACAUUCCGAAGAAUGAGCUACUGUCUAAUAUUUCCGAUACGAUCAAGCGGUGUCAGUCGUCGGCUCCAGCAAUCAUUUCCAGUAGUUCGUUAAUAUCCAGCAUCCACGAAGUUGUGAUUCGAAAGAAAACCUGCAAUAAGACUGAGACAAAUGAUGUUGCUACAGCAACUUCGGCGGAGAAACGGCCGGUUGGUGGAGGUCAAGCCAAUCAACAAGGAUCUCCGAAUGUUGGUGUUUCUCCGCCCAAUGCAUUCUCUCCUGGUAAGCCGGAAAAAGCAGGCGGAUCAUAUGAACAAUCACCCUCGUUUGACUACGAUGACGGUCAGCUGCAGCAGACUGCCGAAAAGGUCAAACCAAGUGAACAUGGUGAAGACAAAAUUAUUAUGCAUUUACGGAAGGACCGACAACGUUUGAAGGGAGUUUCAAUAGCCAUUCAAACCUUGCCGGUAGAUCGCUUUCCGGAACUGAAACGGUUAUCUCCUGUCAAGAAAGAGCGUACUGUGUCUCGAAGUAGCUGUGGAUCAGCUCAGCGAAGCCACAGUCGUCAAAGUACCGAAAGGAGUCGCGACCGUCUACGACGCCAGUAUCGAAGACGUCGAAGCAGGAGUUCGUCUUCGGAACCCGAAACUCGCACUAGGUCUUCCAAUUCUUUCCGGAAAAGUAUGCAGCGAUCAUCUUCCCGAAGAAGUCGCAGCAGAUGUAGUAGUUCCAGACGUAGAUCCCGUUCCCGAUCCCGAUCGAGAUCUAGGUCAUACAGACGUCGCAGUCGAAGCGAUUCACAUCGUCGACGAUCCAGUGUGUCGUCCGAACGGCGUCGUUACUAUGAAAGAGACUAUUCCCGGCGCAGCAGUAGGAGGAGACGGUCACGAAGCUCCUCAUCGCAUUAUUCUUCUAGCAGUAGUGUUAGUUCUAGAUCGCGAUCGCGAUCGGUAUCGCGCUCCAGCAGAUCACGAUCACGAUCUUUGUCCCGUCCUUCUUCUCGCGCAAGGAACCCAUCCCAUAAUGAAUAUCGUCGUCCAGCGCAGUCGCCAGAGAGAAAAAUCGUUUACGUGGGUCGACUAGAGCCGGCGUUAAAACGUGAGGAUCUCAAGCGAAAGUUCAUGCAAUAUGGGCGUAUCAAGCAGGUCACAUUGCAUUAUAAGGAAUCCGGUGCAAAGUAUGGAUUCGUCACGUUCGAGAAGCCACAAGAUGCAUACAAAGCUAUCGACGCAAGUUCGAAAGACCCAGCUCUGAGCGAAUAUGAUGUAAGCUUUGGCGGCAGAAGGGCGUUCUGUCGCACGGAAUAUGCCGAUCUUGAUGGUGACCUUUCGCAGGACCAUGAAGCUGUUGUUCCAUUCAUAGCACCGGAUGGGUCCUUGAUGAUGGCUCCUAAUCCGAUGACCGUAAUGCCGCGAAAGGACGAAGGCGACUCCUUCGAGGAAUUACUGAAGAAACUGAAAAAGGAAAUCAGUGCCAAAAAGCCACGCAAGUCAUGACCGCGAAGCAACGAUCCGACCCGCAUGAUGUGUGCUGGUUUUUCUGCAACCACAAAAGGUACUCUGGUGCAGCAUCAGCACCGAAACGAAAAUACCUCCAGGAAAAAUUGUUUUUCUUUUUUAAUGUCUACCCGAUACUACUUCAAACUUACUUACGGGUUUAAUGUUAAAAUUUUAUUCUAAACAUUAUUGCAAUCACGUUCAACAGUGUCUUUUUACUUUAACUUUGAUUCGUUAGCUUUCGAUUUUCCAAUUUUGUCACGUGCAAUGCAACGUAAUUCAACAUCUACAGUUUUUGAUUGUGCAACGAUAGAGAAAAUGAUGUUUGAUUUAUUUCUACUGUCACCGGUGCCAUUGCAAAGUAAUCAUUGUAAUAUAUCAAAAGACAAAUAUUAUUUUACAGGGAAUCGGGAGAGGCGAUUUACAAGAUACAAAAAGAUUUUUUUCCAGAUGUUUUGUCAAAUGCAAUGCACGUUCAACUAAAUACAUUGCAUCUAUUUGUAGCAGUACUACAAUUCUAUGGUAAAAGUAACCCACCCUCCCACAUCGAGGUAGAAUAUACCGCUCUAUAAAGUUGUUUUAUGUUUUUCAAAAUUAUAAAAUUCAAAAUAUAACACCCCUGUUCAACCAAUAGGCAGGGUCCUAAACUCGAUUUGAUGUAUAACAUUCAAGCGCUAUUGUUUAAAAAUUGUUUAUUAAGUUAAUUUGUACAUGAUCGCAAAAAUAAACUGUUAUCGAAAAUAUCUUCCAGCGAAACAAUAUACUUACCUACUUGGCUUAAAUUUUAAUAUGCUUUUAAGCAUAUCCAAUGACAGUGGAAGAAAUUAGAUCCCAGCCGUAAGUUUACCGGUUUUAUGAAAUCAACAUACUCGUUUGUUCAGUUCUUCAAAGUUCUUCUCCAUUCGGGAGAAGUGAGACACUGAUUAUAUAUUGUUAGGAUAAAAUAGCAAAACGGCGACGAUUAAAUAUUAAAAUCUGUGAUUUUUGACUAUGUAAUAAAACGAACGUGUUUCAAACCCUGA